AUGAAUAGAAACGCCUUACCGUCGUCCAAGAAGACGCACUCGGAGAAACAUAAAGCCAUCUUGAAGUCACUCCUCAAGGAAGGUUCGAAUAAGACUUGCGCUGAUUGCAAGACCGCGGUGCAUCCCAGAUGGGCAUCAUGGAGUUUGGGAUGCUUUGUUUGCAUAAGAUGCUCAGGAAUCCACAGAAGUAUGGGUACACAUAUCUCCAAAGUCAAGUCUGUGGACUUGGACGCGUGGACUGAUGAACAGGUUGAGAAUAUGCUUAGAUGGGGAAACGACAAAUGUAAUUUGUACUGGGAAGCAAAAUUGCCUGACGGGUAUAUACCAGAUGGACUGAAGAUUGAAAAUUUCAUUAGAACCAAGUAUGACAUGAAGAAGUGGGUGGCUUCGUCUCAGAUCCCUAACCCUAGUACUUUAUCCGUUGGCCAGACGCAGACCAGAGCUUCUGCUCCUGCUCCAGGUGCUUCUGCCGCUCCAACUCCAAGAUCAUCACAAGGACCAGCCGUUACUAAUAGUAAGUCAAGCACAUCAGUGCCAAUAAAACAAAAACCAUCCACUAACCUCCUUGAUGACGAUUUCGGUUCAUUUACCUCGUCUGUUUCAAGCUCCCCCAAGCCUGCGAGCACUCCAACCAUUGGGAAGCUACCAAGCAAUGACUCAUUUAAACAGCCUGGAAGUGGUGGUGCACAAUCGGCGCAAUCCACCGGUGGCAGUCUCAAUAAUAAUAAUAACAAUAAUACCAGCAAUGGAAGACCUGAUUUGAAGAAAUCGAUAUUGUCAUUGUACUCGUCCCCAUCUUCAUCUUCUUCCAGUAUUAUCCAACCUCAGCAACAAAGACAACACCAACAGCAACAACCAUCUUACUUGUCUCAGUCUUCGGUCAAUUCAAUUAGUAACUCACUCAACGGAUUGAACUUUACUUCGAACGCAAAACCUAGUCCAGUGAUCCAACACCAACAGCAGCAUCAACAGCAGCAAACUCAGAAACCUGUUGUCCAAAACUCCUGGAACAACGAAUGGUCUGAGACAAGGGACAGUUCCUCAGCUGGAAACUGGACUUCAGCUCCCACAACGCAACCAAUGACAAAUUCAACCUACGGCGGCUCAAAUACAACCCUAGACGACGACUUAUUCAAGAAUGUGUGGGGUUAG
This is a messenger RNA of Dujonia railenensis, 1152 nucleotides long. The record is from the annotation of a GenBank genome assembly. NCBI's taxonomy places the organism in Eukaryota, Fungi, Ascomycota, Pichiomycetes, Serinales, Debaryomycetaceae.